AGGGAAAGGGUGACUGGCGGACCCGGCUGUGGCGAUCCGAAGUCGCGGAUUCGGCACGCCGUGGUUUACCGAACGUAAUAUGGCGUACAAGUUUCGCGAGGAGAUCGUGGGAAAGAGGUUUCUCUCGGUGAGUGGUUUCACCAAGCUGAAGGUGAAUAAAAUUAGUGAGUGGGGUUGGCGUGCGGGGGUGAUACGUGCCGCCAGUCACAGGGAUAACGGCUGUCAUGACCUUCAGAUCCUCGUAGAGUACGACGACGUGGAAUGGCAAAGGAGGGAGUGGCUGUCACCACAUAGGGAUGCCGUAUUUUCCUUCUUUCUCAUUGAAAGAGGUCUCUAUUGGGCUGAACGACCUGACCCCAGGCACGCCAGUCUCAUCCCCAUCGAUCAUCAUAAUCACGCGAACAAUAACCACCAUCAGCACCGCAUUAACGGGAAAUCGCUCAGAGGCGCCACGGCGGUCGCCGACACCGUUGCUUGGCCAGCUCUUACUUUUUAUCCUCUCGUGGCACGCGCCGAGUUGCACGAGGACGCCAUGCCGAUCGAAUUUAUGCAAGAUCGCAAACUGGACUUCGUCGAAUACUCCAAGCUGAAGCCGUUCACUCAGGACUGGGAGCUGACUAAGGGCGCAAUGCCCUGGGGAAACGCCGUUAGAAGAUGGGCCGAGAUGCAGGAUGGUCAGAGGAUUCUGUUGACUACGCCCAGCGUUCUGGUCGGUUUUAGGGUCGAAGUUUAUCGGGCGGAAGGCACUACACAAUGGUACACAGCCGUGAUCGUCGGUUACAACGAGUCCACUAAGGAUCUGACUGUCACCGACGAUACGGUCCUCGAAGAUCACAACGAGGAUCCCACAUUAGUACAAAUGCGGCUGAUUGGCGAUGGAGUCGUCGAGAGCAUCAUGAGGGGCGAGGUCGUCGGCAUGACACCAAGGAGGUCGAGGUCAUCGACUGCUCUGACGCACGCGCUCGUUGUGCCACGACCCGGAAGAAGGCCUCGAAGGCGACCAGGAAACGCAGCGCAGUUACAGACAACUCCGAGGGUACAAAGCCCGAUAUCGCAGCAGCUCGAAAAAGAGAAGAACAAUGCCCGUAACAAUCGACGCCGACGCGUGAGCGAAGGUGCCAGUCGCGAGAAAAACGAAAAAGAUUCGGCGGAAUCCACGCGGCAACAAGAGGAUCGCGAAAAUAAAAGUCCGCCGUUUAGCAAGGUAAGCAAUCGUGUUGCGCGGCCGGUGUUAGAAGAAGCAAACAGUGCAUCGGGAAGUGCUUCGAAACUACGAAGACGUGGCGCCGCGGUAAAGAGUCCGACCACCGACCAGGGGCCGCCGGCACAGCAUCAGAGACCGGCACGAAGAAGACCGAGGCCAGGAGGUGGCCAAGAAGUCAAGACAGACGCAGAGGGAGAGUCUGUCGAGCAUCAUCAUCGUACCGGAGCGAGAGCCGACAAGGACGAACGCCUCGGUAACAGAUCGGAAGAAGAGGAGGAGGAAGAGGAAGAGGAGGAAGAGCGUCUCGAGGGAGAGGAUGAAGAGAGUCAGGAACGCUGCGAUCCACUGACUAAGCGGCUAAGAACAAGCCCCGUCGGCAGAAAGCUCAGAUCGGAGAGUAGUAAGAGCAAAAACACCGAGGAAGCUGCAGCGGAUCGGGCCAGAGGAUCGGUGGUGGAAGCAGAGGGAGAGGACGAGGAGGAAGACGACGACGAGGACGACGUUGAGGAGGAAGCGGGGGCGGAAAAACACGACGGGGCCGAACGAGAGGUCGGUAAACUUGAAGAGGACGAGGAGAGUCAGUCCAGGGAGAGGGAUAGAGAACCCGAGCCACCACCUCCGGACAAAGUCGAUCCCGGAGGCGAUCCGGCUUCCAAGGAGGAGCAACAACCGGAUAACAAAUCAGAAUCAAGAAAGGACGUUCGCGUGACCGAUUGGGACAUAGAUAAGGUCGGCGAGAAUAAGGAACAACGACAGCAACAGCAACAGCCACCGCAGUUACUCGUGAAUGGAUUGCAUGUCGAUUCGCCGCUGGUCAGCGAUAAGACGAAUGCCAUCCGCGAGGGCAGUCCGUCUGUGCUGAAGUCGACUCGAUCAAAGACAAAAGGUUUUGCGGAAGAAGCCAGAGAGGACGUAGCGGCGGCGGCGGCGGCGGCAGAGGACGAUCGCGACGAAAACGCCAGUGAGGAAGAGGUGAGCUCGCAGCGAUCACGACGCACAGAGCUGACUACCACCGAGUUAGGCACGGAGGAUAGCGUGGGUAGCGUCGGCGGCGUUAGGGCGGCCAGCGUCGAAUCGGUCGUCGAGCUGCUGGAGUCGAGCAGUCAGGACUCAGGCUCCGUGCUGGAGAGGCUGAGUCCGUUUAGUAGCAGCGGCGGCGGCGGCCCCGGCAGGCAGAGCAGCCUGCUCCUGGAACAGCAGCGGGAGCAGGAGCGCAAUCGGCACAACGAGAGCCCGAUCAUCCUUGCCGAGAGACUGAACAAGCCGCCACCGCCGAUCGCCGGUCACCAUCAUCAUCCUCAUAUACAAUCUUACCAUCAGCCGCUUCAUCAGCAACAACAGUUCCAUCAUCACCAUCAACAGCACCACCAGCAGCGUUAUUCCGCCAAUAGUCCGGUGAUCCAUCACCAUCACCAGCAGCAACAGCAACAGCAGCAGCAGCAGCAGCAGCAGCAGCAACAACAACAGCCGCCGUCGCAACAUCAUCAUUAUCAGCUAGCGAGCAGCCCGCAUCAACAUCAUCACCAUUCCACCGCUCGCCUGACCCCGUCGAGCCUCCUCGAGGUGCAACAGCAGUCUCACACAUCGAGGGGUGGCGAUGAGGCCGGCCUCAUGGAAGUGGAGGCCGGGGCCGGUAUACCUGGAACGGGCGUACUCGUCGGUGUGCCUACGGCGGUCGGUGGCAUACGGUCGUCGGGAGGCAGCAGCGGCGCCGCCGGUGUCGCUACUUACGGCGACAGCGGCUCCGACAGCGGGGUAAGCUCGCUGAAGAGCGCCAGUUCUGGCGACGAGAGGAGCGGCAGCAGGAGCUCGGCGCUUAGCGUCGAGGAGACAACAUCCUCCUCGACACCGCUAGUCCCCGCCGCUGCCGCCGCUGCCCCGGCCAGGAUCUGGCACGUGCAGAGCGUGCAACACACGUCCCUAUUGAUGGCGCAUCCGUCCCAGGGCGCGCCCAACGCCGGCGCUAGUGCCGCAGCCACGGCGCCGCCGGUCGGCUACCACAGUCCAGCUCCUCCGAGUCACCAUGCUGCCGAGAUGCUCUGGAGGCAGUCCAGGACCGCCUACCCGCCACUCUCCCACACCCUCUUAGGCCCACAACCAUCCAGUCCGGAGGAGCUGCUUGAAAGAGAGCGCCACGAAAGAAUGCUGCGGGAACGUCGUGAAGUGGAAGCACGCGAGAUGGAGAAGGUCAAGAUGGAACGGGAAAGGCUUGAGAAACAGAGGGCCGAAGAAGCGGUUCAUAAGCACUUUCAGGAAUCACUUAGGCUGGCACAACAAAAGGUAUCUUAUGUCCCGCAGAGGAACAUGCAGUCGGCCUCGAUGGCUGGAUGGAGCGCUUUCAUGCAGGUACCGCCCGCCGCGGCACCGUCGGCUCAACAGGUUCGACCUUUGAACGUAUCCGGAAAAGUAGAGUACCCGCCACCACCGGCGCACUCGCGGACGUCAAAGUCGUCGUUGCAGGUUGCCGGCCUGCACGAGAAACCGUCGGUGGUUUCGCACAGCUCGUUACCGAAAGCCGAGCCGAACGUGAACUUGUUCAACUACUCGUCGACGUAUCAGCCACAGUCAUCUUGCACGUCAUAUCUGCAUGAUCUCAAGUUAAAGAACGAGAUAGGACCGCACAAGUCGCUAUCGAGCAAGAGCGGGUUGGCCGGCGGCCUCGAGAGGGACCAUCAUGGCAGAGAGGUACUACAGAACCCGCCAUCCUUACUGCCGGAUUACAAGAGUUCGGUAAUUGUGAAAAACGAGGGCAGGGAGCUACCGAAGACACCGGCACCGCAACAACACUCGUCCAGCCCGAAGAUAAUGCCUUACAUGAACGUCCAGUCGGUGGCGCCGCAGCACAAGUCGUCAGCGUACGAAUACAGAAGCCCAACGCAGAGCCCACAUCACCUGCAUCCCGCGCAUCUGGACGGUCUGCAGGCGAAGAGCAUCGCGGCGUCCGCGAGUCACCAUCGAGGCGGCGGUGGCGGCGGGGGCGGUGGCGGUGGCGGAGCGCCGACGACGACGACGCAACUGCCGAGUCCGCACGGUCAUCCACCGCCACCGCCGCCGGCGCAGCCCGAGCCGCGCCUGCACUCGCACAAUCCUCGUCAAUCCCCGCACGCCCCGCCACAGCAGCAUCCGCACCAGCCACCGGCGCCGCCGCAUCCAUCGCCGCCUGAACCGCGCUAUCUCAGCAGGCCGGAAUCUGCGGGUCUGCCGUACGGCGCGGCCAAGUCUACGUAUCCGUACCCGCAUCCGCAUCCGCCCACGGCCUCGUCGACGACGUCGUCGCAUUACGCUGCGCCGCCGCCGGCCGGUUCCAAGCCGAAAGUCAGCAGCCCGGCGCCGCCGCACAUGUACGGCAAGCCUAACUGCGGUAUUACUAAUUGCGGCAUUAUAGCCGGCACGCCGGUCUGCCGUGCCUCCGAAACGCCUGUCGCCGCGCCGAUACCGCUGACCUCGAAGGCCGGCAGCUCGCCUUACCAGCAAGUGCCUCAUCAUCACGGGGCGCCGCCGCCACCGUUGCCGCCACCUGCGCACAGCCGGUCCGUCUACGACAGUCGCUUCCCCGGCUCAUUGCCGGGCGCGAAACUGCCGCCACCGACGUUGCAUGGCUCGCCGCCCACGGUCGCCUCGGCGCCACUCUCAAGGCCGAUCGCUCAUUCCGCUCAUCUCAAUACCAGCCCGCACCAGCAACCCGGUCAAACGUUGCAGCACGCGCAGCCCCAGAUCACCACGGCCUUCCAGACGCAACCGCUCGAUCUCGGUGUCGAGAGGUCGGGCUCACCGAAGAGGAAAGCACCGACGCCAUUGUUAUGCGACAAUACCAGCGGCCAACCGGUGUCGUUGGAAGUUUGUAAGAAGCGAAGGACCGAGGAACCACAACCAUUAUCUUUACAAUCCGUUGGUCCGCCCGUUCUUUCCAGGGUGAGCGAGCCCAGCCCGCUUAUCGCUUCAGCCGCUACGUCUAUCACUACAGUUGUCAACACUGCAGCGUUGCUGGCGCAGCCAAAUAAUCAGGUAACGCAAGAGCAGCGCACGGUAACAGUGGUGAGUCCGGCUCCGGGUAACGCCAGCGGUGACGGUUCCGUACGACCCGCUAGCACCGGCAGCGUAUGCUCGCUAAAUCCAACGCCAGUGAGCGCGGCACCAAGUCCGGCGCCCAUCCCUAGCCCGGCGCCGUCCACAGCACCCAGCCCAGCGCCCAGUGCGCCCGGCACGCCCGCCAAGACAAACCCCAGCAACACGGACAGCGAGAAGUGUAACAGUCCGGCACCGAGACCUCCUAGCAGCACCAACUAUCCAGUACAUAAACUGAAAAAGGCGUGGUUGCAAAGACACUCGAGAUGCGAAGACGGCACCGAGAACACUAUCAGUAUGGCCGGCAGCAUUACGUUACCUCUCAACAUCUCUCGUGAGACAACGUCCUCGAAUAGUAAGAACCGCGACAAUGCGCCGACUACUUGUUUGCCUAGCGCGGUUAAUUCGAUCCACAAUAUCGGUAGCAUGGCAGUAAACAGCAUCAACAAGAGCAAAGUUACUGGCAGGAGCGGCCGAAAACCGGCGAACAAAGAGUCGCUGAACGGUCACGCCACUGAUACAAGCAAGACCCCACAGGAGGACUCGUCUAGCAGCGACCCGGAGAGGAAGUCGCCGCCUAAACGGAAGCCACCCAAGGUAAAACGAAAGAAGGGCGCCGCACGGAGGCAACAAACGGCCGCGGAAGAUCAGCGGAGGCGGAAGGAGGACAAGCAAGGCGGCGGUGCGGGCAGCGAGUCCAGCAAUGAGAGCGAGGCAGGCUCCAGCGACACCAGCGAACAGUUGAGCUCUAUUCAGCCUGCGUCGAGGGUUCGACACACCACGGCCAAUUCCAACAAUUCCUCGGGAAACGGAAAUAACAAGGAACCUAGGAAACGUGGUAGGAGACCAAAGAGUACGAAAAAUAAUGACAUGGGAGGUGAGGACCAACAACCCCGUCAGAAGAAGGAACGCAGGGACGACAGUACGAGCGGCGGUAACAACGGUCCGGGCGGAAGCGGUGGACAGUCCUUUCGUAAACCGACGAUAUCGCAACUGAAAAAAUCCGGUGAGAGUUGGCUGCAGGACGGCGCCUGUUUCGAGGUGGCUACGAAAUUGGCCAAGUGCCGCGAGUGCCGAUGGACGCCGAACCAGCGUUCCAAGAACUCUCAGAAUAUCUUCUGUAGAUUCUACGCAUUUCGCAGACUGCGUUAUACCAAAAACGGACAAUUGGCCAUAGCGGGAUUCAGUGACCCACAUAAAGACGCGUCCGAGGAUGAUCUUCGAUUAUGGUUACCAGGAGGAAAUAACCAAAAGACAACAGGAAAGAAUGACAAAUCCGAGAAGAACGAGAAGGACAAAGGAGAUCGAGAGGACCUAGACUUAGAAACGGCUCAUCGGCUGCUUUGGCAAGUUGGCGAUCAAUUCUGUGAUCUUUUACAUCAAGAGAAGAACGCCCUCCAAGAACAUAUGGCUGAAGCGAGUUCGGGGGUUGUAGACGGAACAGUAGCGUGGAAACGAGUGAUCCUGGGUGUCCGAGAAAUGUGCGACGUGUGCGAGACUACCUUGUUCAAUGUCCAUUGGGCCUGUGGCAAAUGCGGCUUUGUCGUGUGCAUUGAUUGUUAUAAGGGACGUAAAAAUGGAACGGUCAAAAUCUGGGGCGAGAGUGGAAAAGACAGGGACGACUUUUCGUGGCUUUUAUGCACGAAUAGGCAAGUACACGAACCGGAACGACUCAUGCUUACGCAAAUCAUCGCCGGCGACAGUCUUCUGCGACUGGGUCAACGUCUACACGAAUGUCGUGCAGAAUGGGGAAUUCCGCAACAUUGUGCUUGCUCCCUCGUAACUCCGACGCAACCAAACGAGAUACUUCGAAAUCUGAUCAAAGGUGAUUCUGUGCCCGUUCUCAAUGGAAACGUGAAACAGGAGAUAAAAGAGGAGAAGAAGAUAAAUGAAUCUAACGGUGCAUCGGAGAGCAAGACCAACGGCGAGGACAAAAACUCACCGCUGAACUGGUUGGCCGAUGUAGCACUGCAGAAUCAGGACAAAAACGAUAGCGGCUCGGACUCCGACUCGGAUGAUGAUCGCGAGGGUAAUUACUCGACAUUGCGGGAGUUGCUCAUAAGACCGUCGCACAAGUCAAACGGGAGCGGUGGAUCCAGAUCGAAUUCACCUACGAACAAUUCAAGUGGUGUGAAUAACACCCCGCAGAAUAACGUCGCCAAGUCUGGCAAAAAGUCGAAAAUGGAUACGCUUGACGAAGUAAUAUCCAGUGUGAUCGAACACAGUGUGAAAAAGGAAAAGGACAGUGGUCUUGAUGACGAAAAGCCACGGGAAUUGAAACACUUCGUACGACGCUACAAGUGGACACAGCGCGGUCGUGAGCCAUUACCAAUCAGAAUUAUGACGGGUACAGAGAGCCGGAGUCUUUAUCCAGACGUGCCACACUCUUGGCUCUGCGACGGCAAGUUGCUGAGGUUAAGCGACCCGAAUAAUCCAAACAACUACAGAAUAUUCCAGGAUCAGUGGAAGCGAGGACAGCCGGUAAUUGUGUCGGACGUCGCCAAGGCGCUGGACAUAAAGCUCUGGCAUCCUGAUUCAUUCGCCCGCGAUUUCGGCGAUGAGAAGAACGAUCUCGUUAACUGUAUGACCGGCAAUCUGGUGCCGAAUCAGCCAAUGCGCAAGUUCUGGGAAGGAUUCGAGUACUAUUCUAAGCGGCUUAAGGACGAGCGAGGAAAUCCUAUGCUAUUGAAAUUGAAGGACUGGCCGCCCGGUGAUGAUUUCGCCGAAUUAUUACCAUCGAGAUUCACGGAUCUGAUGAAGGUUCUUCCAUUGUCCGAGUACACGCAUAGAAACGGCAGGCUAAAUUUGGCGAGUCGUCUACCUAAUUGCUUCGUGAGACCGGAUCUGGGUCCAAAGAUGUAUAACGCUUACGGUUCCGCUCUUCAUUCCAACAAAGGCACGACUAAUCUUCAUCUUGAUAUCUCGGACGCCGUGAACGUUAUGGUAUACGUAGGAAUGCCAAAGGAUGUUAAUGACGAGGAAAGUCUCAAAGCUAGGACAGAGGCGUUGAGAGCGAUAGACGAAGCAGGCUGUGAUAUUCUGACGCGUCGACGUGCUCGCGAAGAGAAGGAGAAUGUGCCUGGUGCUUUGUGGCACAUUUACGCAGCGCGUGAUGCAGACAAAAUUCGAGAUCUUCUGAAUGCUGUUGCCUUAGAACGCGGAGCUCGUUUGGAACCUCACCACGAUCCUAUACACGAUCAAAGUUGCUAUUUAGAUGGACCAUUGCGGGAGCGAUUGUAUCGAGAAUAUGGUGUUGAAGGGUACGCUAUCGUCCAAUGUCUAGGCGAUGCAGUAUUCGUGCCAGCUGGCGCGCCACAUCAGGUCCGUAAUCUCCAAAAUUGUAUAAAGGUGGCCGAGGACUUUGUGUCGCCGGAGAACGUUUCGCAUUGCUUCCACCUGACCCAGGAAUUCCGUGCACUAUCCGAUACCCAUACGAAUCAUGAGGAUAAGCUUCAAAUCAAGAAUAUUAUUUACCAUGCCGUGAAAGACUCUCUGACCGUUUUAGCCCAUGUUAAGGAGGAUACUCUCGCUAAACUCGCCAAGGCUAACAAUGAAACGAAAACAAAGGAGGAGACUUAGCCUUAGGUCUUCCCUGUAUGGUGAUAAGACCGAUUGAUAAUCCCCUUGAUUGGAUCUCGUUGUUCGUACGAGAUUGAUCGCAGUCAGCGCUUCCGGACACAGCGAAGUUGGCACACCCGGAAGAAUCUGCAGAAGAAGACCGCCCUUGCUGCAAAAAGAUCGUUGCGGAGGUGCGAGAAUUUGUUGUGAUAUUUGUGAAGAUUUAAUGAUUUUAAUCAGAAGAUUUGAUUUGCGAUAUUGGCUGAGCCAAUGAACAUUAGUUAUAUAUUGUUUCAUUCGAAUUCUCUUAUAUACAAUUCUUUUUUGCUCUCCCAUUUUCCGCGAGAAAAGGUGCCCGCGGACAUGAAGUCCGAUGAGCUGCUCUAUUACGAGUGAAAACAAAAUCCGUAGCUCGGAUCGCGCAUAGAUAAAACGCCGCGUCCAUUACUAUUGUGAUAUAAGAAGGACUUUGGAUCGUAUACAUUUAUUUGUAAUUAAUUAUAUCGUGCCUGUAUCCAAUACAUACACUCAUUCACACAUAUACACAUACA
Messenger RNA from Trachymyrmex cornetzi, 9378 nucleotides. RefSeq names its product Lysine demethylase 3 (gene Kdm3). The record is from RefSeq and is a predicted model, not a curated record. Gene Ontology annotation, cellular component: chromatin; histone deacetylase complex. Gene Ontology annotation, biological process: regulation of transcription by RNA polymerase II. The transcript is spliced from 19 exons. Gene Ontology annotation, molecular function: chromatin DNA binding; histone H3K9 demethylase activity; transcription coregulator activity. Lineage: Eukaryota; Metazoa; Arthropoda; Insecta; Hymenoptera; Formicidae. Bases 80 to 8848 code for a protein of 2922 amino acids.